AUGGGUGAAUACAUCGAGCCCAGUGCCAUCCCUUGGGUUGGCGAUGAGGUCAAGAAGCCGCAUGAUGAAGGCUGGUUCGAAUGUAUGACCCCGCCAACGCUUCCGGAUAUAAGAAACGACGAGCUUUGCGCUCUAGCGUGGGUCCUCCUUCUCUUUCGGGGGACAGUGAACAGUGAGGAUGGAGGCUUCUCUUGGGCAAAAGAGGGCAGUGUCCAAGGAUGUCGCAUCUCCGAUGUGAUUGAGGGGGAAGGCAGCUCGCUGAGAUCUGCGUUGGAGGCAAUCCGAAGGCGGGGCAAAUUUGAUAGAGAUCUUUUGGACACACUAGUGUGUCGAAAUGCCUCCAUUGAGACUGAAUGUACGUUUGCGCUGGAAGCAAAGCUCUCGCAUGGUGUUUUGUAUAUUCGCGGGACACCUCGGGCCGCGACGGCCACGCAGCCCGUCAAAGCCGUCUUGCCUCACAUCCUCGCCGACAUCAUCCUUUCUAUCGCCAGAGACCUUGAUCAACCCAUCGCCGAGACCGUCCAGAUUGGACCGCGAGAGCUGUCGCAGUUAUGGAAGUGGAACGGGCCAAUGCCCCCCACUAUCGACCAGUGCAUCCAAGAUAUAAUCAGUGAAAAAGCUCAGAGUCAACUUGACCGUCCCGCGGUAAUGUCUUGGGAUGGAGAGAUGACAUAUAGACAGCUAGAAGAGCGCUCCACAAAGCUAGCUAGUCAUCUUGUUGACCUAGGAUUGCAAGUUGGCAAAGCUGCUCCCCUCUGCUUUGAGAAGUCCAUGUGGACAAUUGUCGGUGUCCUUGCAGUGAUGAAAGCUGGCGGAGCAUUGGUUUUAAUGGACCCUAGCCAGCCGGAGGGACGACUGAGCACCAUCGCCAGUGAGGUCGGGGCGGAAUUUAUCUUGACCUCGGAGCUGCAGGCGCAACUUGGUUCGCGUAUUGUCCCAGGCGGAAAGCAAGUCAUUGUUGGCCCGCUAGUCGACCAGGAAACUUUUAAAUCAGUUUCUGUGGAACUACCCGUGGUCUCAGCAUCGUCAACCCUUUACAUCCAGUUCACCUCCGGCAGUACUGGCAAGCCCAAGGGUGUGGUCAUCUCUCACUCCAACUACACUAGCGGCGCAGUACCUCGCGCAGCAGCCGUGGGAUACAAAGAACACUCACGAGUGCUUGACUUUCCCUCCUAUGCUUUCGACGUCAGUGUCGACUGUAUGUUGUGCACUCUAGCCAACGGAGGCUGCAUUUGUGUGCCCUCAGAAGACCAGCGAGUUAACGACCUCAGCGGCGCCAUUCGUAAACUGAGUGUGAACAUGGCGCACAUGACACCAUCAGUCGCGCGUGUCUUGGCUCCUGAUAUUAUGCCCUCGCUGGAGGUUAUAGGACUUGGUGGUGAGUCAAUAUCUGCUAGCGAUGCGGCCGAAUGGGGCCAGAAGACAAAGAUCGUGAUCGCAUAUGGCCCAUCAGAGUGCACUGUUGGCUGCACAAUCAACAAUGACAUCCCUCCUGGUCGAUCGUACACUAGCAUCGGACAAGGAGUCGGAGGUACGACAUGGGUCGUUGAUCCAUCCGAUCAUAACCGAUUGGCACCCAUCGGCGCUGUUGGGGAACUGCUUAUCGAAGGCCCUGUGGUUGGUGAUGGAUACCUCAAUAAUCCAGAAAAGACCGCCGAGGUUUUCAUCGAGGACCCAACAUGGUUGGUUGAGGGUGGGGGUAAUGUGCCAGGUCGCAAAGGCCGUCUCUACAAGACCGGCGACCUGGUAAGAUAUGAUCCUGAUGCCUCGGGCAGUGUUGUUUUCAUUGGCCGUGGGGACCAACAGGUGAAGUUGCGCGGUCAGCGCGUGGAACUGGGUGAAAUCGAGCACCACGUACGGAAUUAUUUCCCUGCUGGAGCAAGUGUCGCAGCAGAGGUGAUCUUCCCUGGUGGGAAGAAAUCCGAUGCCACACUAAUUGUUUUUGUGGCGGAGGAAAAGAGUGAAAAGACUGGCACAACCAGCGAUAUUGUCUCCUUUUCAAGUUCAUUCCAGAAGUUGGUCACUGGUAUUGACGAUGUUCUCACGACAAACCUGCCCCGGUAUAUGAUCCCAACCGCAUAUAUCCCUCUGAACCACAUGCCGCUUUUGGUAUCACUCAAGACAGACCGAAAGCAGCUACGUGCUCUCGGGAACGACUUGACAAGGCGACAGAUUGCAGAGUUUAGAUUGUCCACGGUUGUCAAAUUAGCACCCAGGACAGAGAUGGAGCGCAAGCUUCACGGCCUAUGGUUGAAGCUAUUUGGGGAUGAAGCAGAGAUCGGGGUCAAUGACCACUUCUUCAGCCUCGGGGGCGACUCGUUGAAAGCCAUGAGGUUGGUGGCUGCUGCGCGAGAACAGUCUCUUGCUGUUCAAGUGACUGAUAUCUUCCAAUCACCCAUUCUCGAGGACUUGACUCUAAAAGUGAAAGAGAUUGAGAACAAGUCUCCACUGGAUGUUCCCCCAUUUUCGCUUCUUCCAGCAGACUGGGAGGCCGACGCCGCACGAGUCGAAGUGGCUUCGCUGUGCAACUUGAAUCCCAACGAGGUGGACGAUGUGUACCCAUGUACACCUCUCCAAGAAGCCCUCAUGGCCCUCUCCGCGAAAUAUACAGAUGCCUAUGUUGCGCAAAGAGUCAUCGAGCUCCAGGACAUCCAAACGGCCAAGCGACUACAAUCUGCUUUUGAGAGUGUCUCGACAGACUCUGCAAUCUUGCGAACAAGGAUCGUCCAAGUGCCACGUCGGGGUUUGAUGCAAAUUGUUGUACGGACCGGCACCCCAUGGUUCAACAGUUCCAACUUGACGGAAUAUCUGAGUAGCGAUACCCUCAAAGGAAUGUCUCUCGGAACCGAACUUGCUCGUUUUGCUAUUGUGGAUGAUGAAAAGACCAGCAAAAUCUCUAUCGUGCUGAGCAUUCACCAUGCACUAUAUGAUGGCUGGUCAAUGCCAUUGGUUGUUGACCGAGUGAAUCGCGCCUAUCGCGGCGAGGAUAUCGGUAGCCCAGCACCGUUCAAGAACUUCAUCAGGUGGCUCAGUGACACUGAUCGAACCUCCACGGAGAAAUAUUGGGCAACUCAACUUGAGGGCGCUACAUCCCUACAGUUCCCUAUUAUCCCGUACACUGGGUAUCAAGCGCGCGCAGAUUCCCUUCUGGAACAUUACGUCAAGCUCCCCCGGGCUUCAUCAAGCUCCACAACGAGCAUCGCAACAGCUAUUCGAGCUGCUUGGGGUCUUUUAGCGGCGCAUUAUACAUCCUCAAAUGAUAUCGUGUUCGGAGAGACUAUGACCGGCCGCACAGCUCCCGUGGCAGCAGUGGAGGAGAUCGAGGGCCCAAUGAUCACGACUGUCCCAGUUCGGGUGUGCAUCGAUCGCAAGGCUCGGGCAUCAAGCUACCUUCAGCAAAUACAUGACCAAACGGUAGAUCGCAUUCCUCACGAACACAUGGGUCUGCAGCACAUUAGACGUCUGAACGCUGAUGCUCGCGAGGCGUGUGAAUUGCGCACAGGUAUUGUGAUUCACCCAACAGUCGAGGAAAGCGCGCCGUCUUCGAAAGAAGAACCAGCUACCGCAUUUGUUCCAACCAGCGAGGCAGAGGCUGCCCGUGAAGCGUUGAAAUUCAACUCAUACGCCCUUAUGCUUGUCUUCACUGUUGAUACAAAGGGAUUCCUUGUCAUGGCCAGCUUCGAUUCAAAGACCAUCGAUGUCCCGCAGAUGGAGCAGGCGCUCAAACAGUUUGACCGGCUGGUACAGCAGAUCCUCGAGGACCCGACCCAGCGGAUUCAGCACAUCUACGAUUCCACGAUUGAGGCAGAUCUUGCAGAACAGUCCCGUCUGGCGAAGAUUGGCCCGGCGAGCCUCCCUGCCGAGGAGCUUUACUCGUCUGUCACGUCUACUUGGAUCGUUGACCCAAAUGACCAUGAGUGUCUUGUACCACCUGGUGGAGCGGGUGAGCUGCUCGUUGAGAGUGAAAGAGAAUGUGGAGUGGCUUCUGGCAACCUAGUUGACAACCCAACCUGGUUCAAACAUCCAACGAAGUUGUACACGACAAACCAGCUAGCGAAAUAUACCAACGACGGCUCCAUUAUUCUUAUUCGCGCAAAGAACGCGCAGGUCGGUCAACUGAAACCCCGAAACAAAAGCCUUAAUAGUUCUCAAGCCAUGAUGACGGCCAAGCAGCAAAAGCUCCAACGGGUCUGGAGCCAAGUUUUGGACAUUCCCUGUGAGGAUAUCCUUCUCGACGAUAGCUUCUUCGAUUUGGGAGGUGACUCCAUUCGUGCUAUGAAGCUGGUCUCAGAGGCUCGUAUGGAUGGCCUUCAGCUAACUGUAACUACCAUUUUCGAUCAUCGGUCGCUGUUUGACAUGGCCGAACAUGCGAUAGAAGCUCAGCCAGAAGUCGUUACAUCCCAGAAUUACGCGCCAUUCAGUUCACUAGAUGUGACUGAUGUGGAUGCGUUCAUUGACAAGAUGGUCCCGUUGCUUGCUCAACCUGAGUGGAAGAUUGUGGAUGCUUAUCCAAGUCGCCCGCUCCAGGAAAUUGCAGUCCAAGGAACUGUCCAGCUGCCUCGGUAUUCCAUGCGAUACGAACUCUUCUACAUGGAUACCGUGGUGGAUUGCAAUCAACUCUUCCAAAGUUGCCAGGAACUUGUGUCUCGGAAUGAGAUCCUUCGAACUGUGUUCGUGGAGCAUGAAGGGGUCUCACUGGGAGUGGUCGUCGAUGACCUUCCCUGCCAGAUCAUUGAAUAUGAGAUUGAAAGUGACGUGGAAGCGUUCAGCCAGAAACUCUGCGAUGUGGAUGUUCAGUCACGCAUUCCCCUCGGGUCACCAUUUUUGAAAUUCUUCUUCGUCCGACAUGUUGACGGGCCCAGCAGCCUGAUUAUGCGCAUCUCUCAUGCCCAAUACGAUGAGAUCUGUCUCCCAAUCUUGUUGCAGCAGCUAUCGGCAUUAUACGAGGGCCGGCCGGUGCCGAAGAGUUUGCCAUUCUCGUCAUAUGUCAACCACGUGACUCGCACUAAUCUGCUAGUUAGCAUUCCGUACUGGCGUGAUCUCCUUCAAGGCUCGUCCUUGACACGGAUUCAGCCCGACAUCCCUGUGGUCUCUGCAGCUCAUUUUGCUAUCUCCAAGGAUGCCAAUAUAGCCGCGCGCCCACGGGAAAUCACAGUCGCAACCCUCCCUACAGCAGCCUGGGCGCUGUGCCUUGCCCGACGCCUAUCCCUUGAUGACGUCACUUUUGGCGAGGUGGUGAGCGGUCGCAACAUUGACCUACCUAAUGCUGAUGCGAUUGUUGGACCAUCGUGGCAAUAUGUACCAGUGCGGGUGAAGUUUGAAAAUGAAUGGAGUGCAAUGGAUCUUUUGCGGUUUGUCCAGCGACAACAUCUCGAGAGCGCGCAAUUCGAAGGAAUCGGUCUUAAGGAAAUUAUCAAACAAUGUACCGACUGGCCGGACACCGUCGACUGGUUCGAUUCGGUCGUGCACCAGGACGUGGAGCACGUUGAGGAUCUGUCUUUCAUGGCGGCCAGUAGUCGCAUGCAGACCGUCUACCCGCAUUUCGAGCCAUUGCGGGAGAUCAAGGUGCAGGCAUUCCCGAAAGGGGAUACCCUGUGCAUUGAAGUUGUCACUGUUGAGUCCUGGUCGGACUUUGCUGUGUCUUUAUUAGAUGAGAUAGUCGACACUGUUGAGCAGUUGGUAAAUCGGGUCGACUCCAGAAUCUUAUAG
Molecule: messenger RNA, 5709 nt
Organism: Penicillium griseofulvum
Lineage: Eukaryota; Fungi; Ascomycota; Eurotiomycetes; Eurotiales; Aspergillaceae
Product: AMP-dependent synthetase/ligase
Exons: 2
Coding region: 1-5709 (1902 amino acids)
Biological process (GO): secondary metabolite biosynthetic process; amino acid activation for nonribosomal peptide biosynthetic process
Cellular component (GO): cytoplasm
Molecular function (GO): catalytic activity; phosphopantetheine binding
Source: RefSeq, a predicted model, not a curated record